AUGGCAGACGCUGGCGACCCGGUCAACUAUCGGUACUUCUGCAUGGCUCAGACCGUCUACAAGGCGGCCAUCGACCUGGCCGAGCUCGACACCGUGCUGCCGUACCUCUGGAGCUUCAGAAAGGUUCCCUGGCAGCAGAAGGUGGCUCUGGCCGCCGUCUUCAACCUGGGCAUCCUCGUCGCGAUCCAGUCGUGCCUGCGCAUCGCCAGCCUCGUCAUAUCUGCCACCACACCGGACAGCUCGUACGACAUCGAGAACGUCGUAUGA
Molecule: messenger RNA, 267 nt
Organism: Geosmithia morbida
Lineage: Eukaryota; Fungi; Ascomycota; Sordariomycetes; Hypocreales; Bionectriaceae
Exons: 2
Coding region: 1-267 (88 amino acids)
Source: RefSeq, a predicted model, not a curated record